Messenger RNA from Mizuhopecten yessoensis (Yesso scallop), 1078 nucleotides. RefSeq lists its product as uncharacterized. Lineage: Eukaryota; Metazoa; Mollusca; Bivalvia; Pectinida; Pectinidae. The record is from RefSeq and is a predicted model, not a curated record. Bases 124 to 759 code for a protein of 211 amino acids. The transcript has 3 exons.
AUGAUGGAUAUCAUUUGCCUUAGCUCUCAUUAAAAAGCAUACAGGGAAACUUGUUUAAUUCGUGGUGACCAGUUACUAUUUGAACGAAACCAGUUACCAUAGAGAUACGUUUAACUGCAUACUAUGAUAAUCGUCUGCUGGAUGUACAAUUUCUUCUUUAGUGAAGUCUCCAUGGAGGACAACCAACCGAAAAAUAUAAAUUCCAGACAAGCACAAGUACAAAGAAAAGAUGUAAUGGCUAUUAGGGUCAAAGUAUGUACACCAGAUCUACGGAAUGAAGUAGUCGAGGGUGUUUGCCUCGAUGAGAAUGAGCAGAUUGAAACAGAGGUUUACCAUAUUCAUCCUCGUCAAGUAAGCGCAGUGUGUGAUUUGCCAACGCAGAAGGCAGAGGAAUCUCUGGAAAUAAACCAGUCUUUUGACGAAAAGGAAAUUCUUGUCAAAUGUAAAGAAGACAAGAUAACAUUUUCGGUACUGUUACCCAUGAUGAAACAGUACUGGAAGUACAACCUAAGAAUAAAAAGGAACGGAACCUGGGGCACAACGGAAGGCAAACAGAGGAAUAAGUAUAUUGACUUCGAGUUUGAACUUCUGACAGCAGUAUAUGUUGUCGUCACGUCAACCACACUGGCACAGUCAAUCAACCUUUUUCCUACUGAAACGCUAGAUUAUACGUUUGCAGAAAACGACGAAAUUAAACUACACUGUCCUAAAGGUGCAGUGAAAGAACAAGAACAAAUCGAUGUAUGGGUAAGUAUUUAAGAUAAAUGUACAAUUUACUGAUUUCAUAUUCUCCUUAAUAUAGAAUUAUGUACAGGGGAUAACGCUAAAGUGAUCAACCAUGAAAUCAAAUCUGAACAAGACUGUACAUGUAAAACUGCAGUUCCGGGUAGAGAUCGACAAAAAUAAUCUUACAUGGGUGUGGUGCGUGCACAGGGAAAUCUUCAACCUCGGGUAAGAGUUUGGCUGUCCAGCAAUCGGUUUGGUCUUUGCCGAUUGUUGGACAGCAAGGGGAUUGAAUGAGCUAUAUCUGGUGCAUGCCUAAUCACAGGAAGUGACGAUUGCAGUUGUCUAUAAUAAU